Molecule: messenger RNA, 1335 nt
Organism: Pseudo-nitzschia multistriata
Lineage: Eukaryota; Bacillariophyta; Bacillariophyceae; Bacillariales; Bacillariaceae
Source: the annotation of a GenBank genome assembly
ACGGGAGUGAUCAUGAUCCAAAAACCCCGACAAAAAAAGCGGAUGUAGCAAUUAAAGGGGGUGAACUUUAUUUCUGUCGAUCCUUCACUCGCCGUCGGAGUGCAUACUUCAUAAGAAAAUAAUUACUGCAGUUCUCUAUUCAGCAGGGUUAUUCCCAAUAGACGACUUUUACAGCACCUUUACGCCAUGCUGGCCGCAACAACAAGACUCAUCGGUUCUCCYAACGUCAAACGACAACUCUUCCCGAUUGUCARCUCGUGUGAAAGAUGUUUCAGUUUUAGUUUUGCUGGACCAAAGAAACUCCACGAUAUACUCAAGAAAGAACUAGUUGCAGACAAAACCCGAAAUGAGAUAUCAGAAAUGUGGUAUACUUACCACGAGGGUAAGGUAUGUGAAUGCGAUAUUCAGGACUUCAAUCGAGGGAUGAUUCGCUUCGUACGGUGUAAACAAAUUGUUGCUGCUCUCUUAACGAAAACAAAAAUCACGUUGCUUUUCUCGAAAACAAAAUAGGAAAAUGUACACGGUCUUGUCUUGGGAGGAAAAGAAACUAAAUCCCUGUUAACAAGGGCUAAAUCAAGUCCAUUCUAUAUCCAGCCAAUCUUCCGUGACGACGGUCACUUCAUGUUGGUAUCACAAUUUUUUGAACCUUCUCACUUUAUAAUGGCAUACCUGGAGGACUACAAAAUGGAUCCCGUCGCGGCCCAGCCACUCAUAUCCUUCUCUAUUUUCGACGAUUAUGCAAAAGAUAAAGAUAUGACUUUAGUGAGAGCUGACAUUUUGAACAACGGCAUAGACGAAGGAGAAGGCUUGAAAGUGGUAAAAUCUAUGCUCGACAACUAUAAAGAUGACGAGGAAUACUUGAAUGUGAGAGUUUUUAACGUCAACCCUGAUUCUUUCAACCUCGACGAUUUUAUAGCGCAGAAAAGCAAAAGCUGGAACUCCGGUCCUAGCGACGAUAAUGUGAAUAUAUAACAGGCAGCAAUGGCCGGCAGUGAAUUUCYUUGUUUCAGAAAAAGAGGACACCAGAAAACGAGUAGAAAUGGAGAGAUCUCGUGAUGCGUUCAUUAUCAUGCAUCCGACUGACUGUUUUGGAGAAAAGUCAACGUGGAUAUUGACCAAUCCGAACUUUUGAUCGUAUACAAUGAUCUAGAAUAUCGUGAUGGACGUAUCUCUUCCCGUGCUGUUUGAACUAGGUAAAGAACUUCAUCGCAUACGUCAUUAAAAAAAACAAGCAUCGUGGCCAUGCCCGUGGAAACAAGCUAUUGAAAUGAUAAGUCACAUCUUCUUUAAAGCACAAUAUUUGGUAAUUCCAGCUCGCACUGCGCUAGAUAAUGU